Molecule: messenger RNA, 1355 nt
Organism: Apis cerana (Asiatic honeybee)
Lineage: Eukaryota; Metazoa; Arthropoda; Insecta; Hymenoptera; Apidae
Biological process (GO): regulation of synaptic transmission, cholinergic; positive regulation of voltage-gated potassium channel activity; sleep
Source: RefSeq, a predicted model, not a curated record
AUCUAAAAUUACUUUUAUCACUAUAUAAACUCUUGAAUCGUGAAUUUCUGAAGUGGUAACACUGUUUUAGAACGAAAUGACACAAAUUUAGAAACAAAUUAUUUGUCACGUUACAAAAAUGACUAUUCAUAUAUCGAUUUCGUAGUGUUUAUGUCCAAAAAAUAUCGAAUAAAUUUCUACGUCGAAAUCAGUAAAAAAUUGUUAAAUUGAAUUGUUUCUAUUCUGUCCUGAUUGUUUUUCACCUUGUGUAAUAUUUGUUGCUAAAUAGAUUAAUGGAUAAAAAAAUCGUCUAGAGAAUUUCAGUACAUGAAUGAAAUAUAUAGGAAACAAAUUUUUCAUAUCGGUGAAUUCAUCAAGGUAUGAUCGUAUAACCUCUCAAGCAUUAUUAUUGUUAUAUUUAAUAAUAAUAUUUACUUUUUAUUUUUCUUAGCUCUCUUUUUUCUCUCUUUCUAUAUAUAUUCUCUCUCUCUCUCUAUAUAUAUGUAUCGAUAAUUGAAGAGAAAAUAAUAUUAAGAUAUAUUCAAUAAAAAUUAAUAUCAAACUCUGAAUAGAAAAGCAAGAAAAAUUAAAAAUGCGAGUGAAUGUAAAUGCAUUACAAGUAUUAAUACUUUUAUUUGUAUUUCAAAGAGGAGAAUCGAAAGCUAUUAAAUGUUAUCAAUGUAAUAGUAAAAAGGAUAAAGAUUGUACUAUCAAUACGGUAGAUAUAAGAUAUUUGAAGCCAUGUCCUGCGUCACAACCAUUUUGUCGUAAAGCUGUGUACAUAUAUUAUUUUAUGAAUUCUCGAGAGUAUAUAAUAAUACGUGAAUGCGCAAAAUGGUGGAACAGUGACAAGGAAUGUUACAGAGGUCGUUAUCCACGUGAUAGUUAUCAAUAUGUAUGCGAGUGUAAGAAUACAGGAUGUAAUCGAUCGACGAGAUUCUCAUCGAAAACUAUUAUUUUUUUGUACAUUUUGUGUCAAAUAAUUAUCUUUAUUGUUGGAAAUCCUACCUGACACAAAUGCAUCUUUGAAAAUAGACUGGAGACAUUUAAUUGAUUAUCAUGACGACAUUCCUUUAUCAAGACAUUCUCGCAAUAAUUUUACUUACGAAUAGAGUAUAAAAAAAAAACACAGUUGUUGAUACAUUUACGAUAUAAAUUUAAUAAGUCUGAACGAUUUUUUGUGUAACAAAAUGUAAUAGAAAUAGAAUGUAUAUUAUACAAAUAUGAAAAAAUAUGUAAAAUGUAUGUAAAAAAAAAAUAUAUAUAUAUAGCGAGAGCACGAGAGAAGAAUGUUGUUUAAAUUAAAAAGAAAAAGGGAAAGCGCCAUUGUGAUUUUCUUACAACUUAUCUGAAUAAAGAAAUUUUAUUAUUUUCAA